UGCCCUGCCCACGCAGCGCAGAAAUCGCCCAAACUACUCAGAUCGAACUUGGCUACACGGACACUACACUAGACACCAGGCACCAAAUGCGCGAUGGUGACCUGGCGCUCCAAGAACAGCAUUGCUGCACGCGGACACGACGGACAACACAGACACACAGACACACAUACGCGCAGCACAAAAUGGCACCACCAAAACCACCACCACCACCACCUCCAGUAGUACAGGCGCCACACACACAGGAUUCAUGCAAUGUCGACAUCCGCCCCGGCGUCCCCCGCACCCACAAUAUCCCCCCCACCCACAGCGUCUCCCCCAGUGUCCCACUCCUCAAUCCCCCCACCCUCCCCCAUGUCCAUGUCCUGGUUGUCGUUGGCAUUAGCCUCACCCUGCCCCGCCCCACGCCCCGCCGUCUUCUUCUUGUCGGCCUUGCGCACCAGGGGCUCCGAGAAGUUGAGAAGCGAGGGCAUGCAGAAAAGGAGGAAGUCCAGGAGGGCCGUGUACUUGGAGGUGAUCAGGAUGACGGCGAUCAGGGAGGCGCGCAGCAUCGGGGCCGUGAACAGUCUGACAGGAGAGAGAGAGAGGGAGAGAGACAUGCUUGUGUGUGUGUGUGUCUGUCUGUCUGUCUGUCUGGGGUUGUGUGUGGUGAAUGGCCCACCCACCGAUGUGCGGUCGCCAUGGCUACGGCAGACGUGAACUUCUGGAUGAUGAAGGACGGGUACUUCUGCAAGGCAAGUGGAUGAAAGAGAGACAAGGAUGGACAUUGUAAGACUGUGUGGCAGCCCCUGACUCACCAGUAUGAUAGCCGUGAUGAAGAAGACGCACCACGCGUUCAGCAGCACCAUGAACACCCACGCCGUGAUCUCACGCGCCUUCCAAUAACCCAACUGCACCAAACAAACACACAAACACCCCGACGGCGCCCCAGCGGAUUGCCAACACACCACACUCUCUUGGUGAGUAAGUGAGUGACGUACGAUGAACUGUUUCUCCUCCCGCGUCUUGACCUCCUCGUGCACCUUCUUGCCGAACAGCGAUCGGAUGAUCAGCGGCACCGGCAAGGCCAGCACCAGCGCCCACAGAGAGGCAAACAGCACGUCCCAGUUGGGCUGAUACAGCUUUGGCGGCGGACGACACACCGACGCUGCACGCAUGGCAUGCAGAAGGACGGUGAUCAUGUGUGUAAGGGGUUUUCAGAAGGGGCGGAGGUGUGUGUGUGUGUGUGAGUGUGUGUGCGUACGUCUGAACUCUUCUGGUACGAGGCAUUCGGCGUUGAAGAACAUGGCUGACCACAUGGUGGCCGUCACGAGGGCGGACGCGAAGAUGCCCCACCGCUGACAACGGGACAUGACGGGGUUGUAGGGGAACAGUUUCGGUACUGCAGGCCAGCCAUGCACACACAGAGAGGAGAGAGACUGCUGAGGGGCAUGUCUCCGCCAGUCUGUGUGGUCAUUUGCUUACGGGGGUGUUCUCUCUUGGAGACGACGCCCACGAUUUUGGGCGCCCCCCACGUGUGGUACUGCAGACGCUUCGCUACCAUCUCAGUCUGACACACACGGACAGAGAGACACAUGGCUGUGACGUGCCCACUUGUGCCUUCCCGUCCACUCCACACGCACUGUUUCCUCGUCAUUUUUGUCGAUGAAGUAUUCCAGUCUCUCCCUGCUGUCGGGGUCGAAGUCGUCUUCCUCGUCCACUUCAUGCUCCCUCUCGUCGUCGAGUGCGCUCUCGAUGUUGUGCACGAUCUCCAUGACCAUCCCCCGCUCAUUCACCACAAAUCCCUCCCUCCUCUCAGCCUUCGCCGACCUCACGCCAGCCGCAGCAGACACAGACGCAGCCGAAGUCGGCUGCUGCUGCUGCUGCUGGCCUUUGUUCUGUUGGGUGUCCAUGCUGUUCUUGACGUCGACCUUAUUGGGUUUGUUCCCCCUCAGAAGGCCCCCCAGCAUGUUGUUGAGGUUGGCGAGGUCGAGUAGCCAUGGGAAGGUGGGCUGCUGCUGGGGGGUCUCGUUCUGCGGCUGGUUGACCUUGACGGUGUAUGGCUGGGGGGACCUGUUGGGCGGCUGCAGUGAGUGGAAGGCCGUCGUCAUGGCAGAGGGGUCGUGCGUGCGCUUGCUCCGCCCGCCGCGACGGUGAGGACGGGAUGACUGGCGAGAGGCGGCUCUGAUUGGUACAGAAUGGAAUUGUGCCACCACAUCGACAGGGCUGCUGGUGUUGUGUCUCACCGUGAUGGUUCGGUGCUGCCAAAGAUGCUCUCCAUGGCCUUGGUUUGGGUGUCGGUCAGCUGUGACAUUCGCGUGGCCGCCGUGUCGCUGCCAUACCUUCUGCUCCGUGCCGAAGGCUUCAUCUCAGCACCGGACACACCCAAGUAAGCACCUGCACGCACAACACGACCUCCACCCAGACCAGCUAGCUGAUCAGACGCCGUGUUAUGCGAUUUGCUGACUGACCUUGGGAGUUCCUCAUUCUGCCUCUGGAAGGAGCGGAGGGGCUUCUGUAGUGUGUCGUGGAGUCCUGGGACUGUCGGUGCGUGUCUCUGGUCGACCGCCGUCUGUGGCCGGCGAGCAGAGAGGAGGUCUCUGAGUCGUCAUCGGAAAUGACGUCGAUCAGGUCGAUGAGGUUGUCGAGGUGCCGGUGGAAGAGAUGGCACGUCACGGGGUCAGAAAAGUGAAGCUGACCGGACAGACGGACACUGUGUAUUAUGCGUGUUGGGGCAUUCACACGGCACGGAGGUGACUGACUGACCGACCUUGAGGGAAGAUCCCCUGGAGAGAACGACUUCCAGGCAGCUGCCGGCCCUCUCGGUGCCCUCACCCCCAAGGUCGUCGGCCCCCCUCCCACCCCCUUUCUUGGGAAACACAUCGUCCACACCCACAGGGGACCCCACAUUCUCCUCUAUGUCACUGACCAGGAAACCGUACACAUCUGGGAAAGGCCCCAGGCUCAGGUUCUCCUGGCUCUUGCCCAUUUUCUGCAGCCACCGCCAGAAGGACCCUCGCCGCUCGCCGUAGUAGAUGGCCGCAUUCUCCUGAGAUGAGGACGUCUUGCGGCCGUCGGGAUCACGAUCGUCGUCAGCACCAUCGCCGUCGUUGUCUCUCUGCAGGGCAACGGCUUUCCUGUCUGUCUUCAUCAGCAAACCGGUCAUCAGUGUGCCCCUCUUCUCCUCUGCGAUAUAUCGGUUGGACGGAUCGACCUCAUCCAGGCGGUCUCGCGAACCGUCGAUGUCUCCUCUUCGCGUGCCGCCCGGAACAGAGAGCUGCUGGGAGGAGGCCAUCGGUCGGCGUGUGGACUUUGUCCGUGCUCUCAGGGAAGAGUCUUGCAGGGAUUCGUCAUCAUCUUCGUCGCUAAUUGGGGGCGGCUGGUCGGACUCCAGGAAGAGAUUGUCCUUGGGAAGGAGAUUGAGCAGAGCACCUGUGUGAUGUGAUGCGAUGAGCAGGGAGGGGUGGAGAGUGAGCGCUCGUCGUGCAGAGCAGAGGAGUGUUGGGACUGUGGGUUACCGUAGUGUGUGACCCAGACGCUGGCGAGUCCGACCCCCUCGAUGACGGCGUCGACUGCCGACGAGGGAGCCGACAUGCCCGUGGCGUUGCUGUACACCCGAAUGGCCCCUGCACCACACACACACACAUGUCCUCACCUCUUGACUUGACAAGUGGAUAUCCACUCAGACCUGACAAUGCUGUGUUGAUCUGCUUCUCGGCCCGUCUCAUUGAUCUGUUCCCGAAGUCCUUGCCGCAGUUGGACAAGGCGCGGUUCAUCCGGUUUUUCCUCAUGUAUCUCACGUACAGCCCCAGCUGCUCGGCCGUCAUCUCCCUCUGCGCCGACGCGAGAGACAUGAGCUUCUUCUUGACCCUCUCCUCUGUCACCAUGCCCUUGGCGUCGAUCACGCGGACGCUCUGAGACAGCACCACCACGCGACGAUACCGCCUCCGGGGUUUCAACGCCUCGUCCAAGGCGAUGGUGUCCUUGCCCCUGUAGAAAGGCCUCUCCCUCGCUGUCGAAAUCGAUGACCCCGAUCCAGAUGUGAGGCUGUCGGAGCUGCUGACGAACGUUUCAUGAAUGCGUAGCCGUGGCUGGGUGCGCUUGGUGGCGGUAACCUCGAUGCGCUGCUGAUCGCCGGUCUUGCGGAAGAACCGCGGUUGCAGGAGGGUGAGGGCGGGUGGCUCGGGUGCGUCUCCUUCGAUAAUGAGGUAGUCGUCAGGGUGGCCGACGGGGCUGAGGGGGAUGGCCUCGUCGGCGGGGAUCUUCUGGUACACCACCUCGAUGAAGUGGAUCUUGCUCAUGUCAAUCUGGCACCAAACACAGACACAGACACUCUUGCAGUCCGGUCUGCCUGCCUGCAGUGAGCGCUCGCUGACCAGGAAUCGGGGUCCCAUCCAGUCGACCAAUCGCCGCAUGGCGAAGUUGUGAAACACCUCUUUUGGAUGAGCGCAUAGGAUCGACCCCGCCCGGCAGAACCACAUGAGGUGCACCUCAUCCGAAGGCUUGAGCAGCGUGUCUGUGUCCAUGUCGAUCUCAUACUUAGGCCGCAGACAGGUGUCCUCAGACCUGUGCCGGAUGGUCACCUCGCACGCCGUCAGUGGCGGGACGAAGGCGUCCUGGAGGAUGGGCAGCAGAUUGGACAGCUCUGGAUGGUCCUUUCGGAGACGACCCUCCUGCUCCCUGCAAAUUCAACAAAUGCAGUCGGUGGCCUGUUCAUCGACCCAUGCAGCUGUCUGACCUCGCGAGCCUGAAAUGGGCGUCCAGGAAGUCGCCACCAGCGUUGACGACGGCCGUGCGCAGCUGUGCUGUGGCUGUGGUCUGCUCCUGAGUCGCGGCCUCCAACUUCUCACGCGCACGACGGGCCAACCAAUCUGAUGAAGAACAAAUGUGAGCAGGUUCUCACCGUUUCGCGUCUCUGCGCAUGCACCACCCACCUUGUCUCUCCCUGAGUUUCUCCAGCUGCUGUUUGGCCUUGAACUCAACGCUCUCCUGCAGUGCAUGGACCACCCUUAGCGCCUCAGCCUUGACGUCCUCCUGCGCCUUCCGUGACACCCCCAGCAGAGCCAGAAAGGCCCUCGACGUGGCCGGCAUCUUCAAGAGUUUCGCUAUGUCCAUGACGCCCUCGGCAAGGGACCGCUCGGCCUCGCUGCGCCGCUCCCUCUCCUGUCUCUCCAAACGCAGGAGUGCUUCGGGGCUCCGCGCGCCCCUCUUCCUGGCGUUUGCGGAUCGCACGGAUCUGACUGCGAUGAGCGAUGCGGCGAGGUAGAGCUGCUGUGUCCUGUAGUGGACUUGUUGGAUGCGGAAGAACGGGAUAGAGGAGGUCGACUUGGUCAUGCGCUUGGUACGGUUUGGGUCGUCAGACUCGUCCGCAUCAUCAUCCUGACGACAGAACGAGGAAGGAUUGACGUUUCGCAUGUCAUUGUCUGCUUCACCCAUCCAUCGCUGACCUCAUCGCCUGAGCUCCUUCGCCCUUCCCUGCGGGCGACCCAUCGCCUGACCGACUCGCCCAAAGCCCCGCCCCAUGUCACCUCCCUGCCCCUCGGUCGACAGCUCUCAAAGCACCGACAGCAGCCCCGACGCACCGACGCCAUCCGCCGCCUCCAGGCAGACACGUUGAUAAUCAGGGGGUCGAACAUGAACAGCCCGCCGAAGAUGCGAAAGGGCGGCAGCAGCAUCAAGGUGAAGUCGGUGGACUCGCGGGGCAAUCGGUCGAGGAAGAAGGUGCCGAGACGGUUCUUGGGAUCGACCCAGUCGCGGCUGUCCCGCCACCAAAAGAAGAGAAAUGGGCUGUAGAUGGCGAGCAGGAUGCCGGCCAGGAAGAGCAGCGACCGCCACUGUCUGCGGAUGUUGUCCCAGCUGUAGAGGUACUCUGCGGCGCUGACGAGCCCAAUAUUGGUACGCUCAAACUUGCGCGAAGACGCCUCGUAUGACGCCACAAACGCCGAGAGGUGGUUGCACGCACACUUGACGUGCGUGGCGUUGCUGUCCUGCCACACAUUCUCACACCCGUCGCUCUUCCAAUCGAGCUCGCCGCGAUAGAGACACAGCCGUUCGGUGCAGUUCAUCCAGUGCUCCUCGGUCCCCGUCACCCAGCACAGCUUCCGCGUGUCGUUGGGGCAGGGGAAGGAGUCUUCAGGGAUCGCCUCUGGCUGCACGGGGCCCUCUGGCAGCUUGUCAGGUAUGCGCAGCGUCGGGGCGCCUGGCAGGUCGAUCUCCACCGAUAGUCGACGGACGGGAGCACGGUUUUCAGCAGUGAACAAGGACAAAGCACGGAGGGUCCACUGCAGAAGAGGCUCGAGAGUGGGAUGGGGGGCUUCUGAGUCAGGAAAUGCCGUGAGUUGCCGCCUGGUGGGUGAGGAGACAUUACCCACAGGGAGAGGCAUGUUGCUGAACGGCCAGGUGCCGUUCCAGGUUUCGUUUUUGAGAAGUAGUGCGCACGAGUCGACGGAGGGUGCCUUGAGGUAGAAGGUGAUGUUGACGGGCGUGUCUUUUACCACCAUUUUCUCCCGCUUCUGGCCGUCGUAAACGUCGAUCUGCCGGAUGAAGGGCGCCAGGGCUCGGGAGGUGUUGGUGUGGGGGUAUGGGCUGACGGGCCAGUCGAUGGCCGUGAGGAUGAGGGCUGACCCACUCGACGGGGGAGCCGCCGUGUUGGUCAGCGCGCCACCCGGCACUGUCACGUCGUCCUAACGAUCCCAACACACAAAACGUGACAGACCGGACGUGCUCUAAGUGUUGGUGCCUACAAGUGCCAAGGGUUGUGUCGAUGCAAGGAGGGCGUUCAUCUUGGUCAGCGCCAGCCUCAGCUCCUCCUUCUCGAAUACGCGUUCAGCCUGGUCGGCGGUGUCGCUCGCGGCCGUCAGCACAAGCCGAUCCAUCGCCAGACGGCUCUCAAAUGACACGCUCCGCGACACGUUGGCUGCAUACACAAUAGACAAGCAUACAGACGACAGAUGCACGUGUGUCCCCCCUCCCCCAUACCGAACUCAACGCUGUUUGCCCUGUCCAUGACCCUCUGCACGGCCCCCACCACCUCGACCCCCGACGCGUAGCUCAGCUCGUACCGCUCCUGCAGCUUCGUCUUGGUCAAAGUGUCGUUCAUCAGGUCACCCAGGAUGACCGACGACUCGUUCAGGUGGAACGAGUUCACCCCCUCGAAGCCCAGGAAGUUGGACAGAGAUGACGCCACGCGGCCGACAGAUGGGUCGUCCGGUGCGCUGGCGAUUACAAUGUCAGUGGCAGCCUUGAUAGCGUCGAGGUAUCUGUCGAGUGAGGUCAUGUUGAGGGUGUCGAUGGCGUUGAGAAUGUCGUCGACGUCCCCAGAGUUCUCCACCUCGUCCAGCAGCUCAUCCACCUGCUGAUCGCUCAGCUGCGCUUCCUCAACACUCAGCCCGCCAGACAGAGAACAAUGCGGGCAGACCUCAUGGCCGCCCACACUCGCCGUGCCCAGCACACAGUGAGAGCCGGCGGGCAGGAGGGUCUCAUAUGCAGGGAGCGACCAGCCAGUCUUGAUGGGGAUUGAAGGGGACGCAGAUGCAGAGGGCGCGGAGCAGUCUGAGGCGUUGGUCCGGGCGAAGGAGAAGUCGACGUCGUUGUAAGGGUCGCCAGGGUCAUACCCGUACACCGAUUGCUGGAUCAGCACCUUCUCGGCUGAAGACGUGUUGGUCGUCGACAGCAUCAGGUUGCCCCCCCUCUUGCUGUCCGCUGCCCGGAAGGGCUCCGACACCGCCACCACAGUCUGCCCAUCCACCACCUCCAGCACAUAGCUCUCACCCCCCGUCAGCACCGCGGGGUCCACGCUCACAGCCAACACCUCGAUCAUGUCGCCGGCAAAAGGCCUCUCAGUGACCAGGUACUGCGUCAGGAAGUCGCUCCCGACUGUGGCAGCUGUGGCUGUGUUGGUUGGGAUGGGUGUGAGUGCCGCAGCGGACACGUUUGCAGGGAGGGGCUUUUCCUGCUGGGAGAGGGCGAGGCGGAAGGCGAGGAACGACGUCGACAGGGGGGUGGGUGCGAAGUGGUAAGCAAGGGCUGUGAACGCCUCCUUGACAGUACUGCAGGCAAAGGCAGCACGCAUCUCGUUCGGUCAGGUUAUCUGACACACAUUACAUGCACCUGACUCACCUCUCAGGAAGGGCAACGAAGAGCGGCAGCACGGGUGUGUCCGCCGACACCACCUCGAUCGCCACCUCGCCUGUCAUUGUGAUGCCUGCUGCCUCCACCAUCAGCCCCACAUCACACUUGCCAACCCGCAACGCCCGCAACUCGAUCCUCCCGAUGCUGUUGGGCCCUCCAGUGUCAUAGCGAAGUGGGACGCCAUCUUGCGUCAGCGCCCAGCAGUCGCUUGCAUAACUCCAUGACUUUCUGGCAGACGUGAAGUCGAGCGGGAGGAGAGAAGUGUCCGUGAUGAUGGCGCCGACCAUGGUGAUCAGGCCGACGUUGAUCUGCCUGGGGCCGACCAAUCGCAGAGGAUACUUCUCUUGCAGCACUCCGGUGACAGUGAACGUGAUGAACGAGGGGAUGGGCGGCACCGCGUCAACGUAGUACGCUUCCAUUUGGUACUGUUCCGUCUCAGAGGGAGCCACGUCGCUCUCGUUGAGCAUGAGCGUGGUCACCUGUGUGAAGUUCAUCUCCAGCCCCUCGAUGCUGCCCGACAGCCCCUCCCAGCUGCCGUUGCCGCUGUUCCACCUCAGCCACCGCACCAAAGCCACCCUCGUUUGGCCCUCCGAUGCCGCACACGUCGCGUCACUUUCGUCGCCAUCCCAGCGGCUGAUGUACACCCUCAGUCGCAGCUGGCUGCCGACUUUCUUGUACUGCUGCAAAGAAGAGCCAGCAGUGAUGUGCAGAGGGGGCACAGGGACGUGGUUGUCCGUCAGCAGGGUGAGGGAGAAGGUCCUGUUGACGGGCAUGCUCAUAAAGGUCUUGGCCGUGACGAGUAGGUCGAAUGAAGUGGCCGUGGGCACUAUGGAUUGUGCUGCAGCGAGGAGGGGUGCCGAGGGGAGGUUGAUUCGGAUGAGGGAGAGGGUGGUGCCUUGGCCGGAGGACGCGUUAAAGGCAGCCAGUUGGUCGCAGACGACAGAUGGUGUGCUGCUGCUGCAUGCCCAGGUGUAGUUGACGAGAUGGCCGAAUCCCUUGCCCACUUGCACCUCCACAGUGUUGUUCAGGCAGGCAUGGACCGUCACUGAAGACACCAUCUGAGCCACAGACAACUUAACAAUCAAGAUUCGCAUUGAGCUAUGCGUCCUGCCUCACCUCAAUGGUUGGCUGGACGAGGGCGGGUCUCGUGCCAGGCAGCUGCAGGUACACCGACUGCCCAGCGGCGUACCACGACGCCGGCCAGGCGCCCCCAUAGGCAGCGGCGGCCUCUUCCCCAGCAGGCGUGGCACUCAUCAGCCGUCCUCCCUCUAUCCUCACCUCCAUCCCCACACCCACAUUCGCCGAAGACCCCUGCCGCACCCGCAGGGUCAGCGGCGUCGACCACUCACAUGUGGGGUCGUUGCCGAAGAGAGACAGGGGCCCUGGUGAGUUGAAUACGUCGCAUGGCGAGGUGAAGACUGCUGGAUUGGGAGGUGUGUCGAAGACGAUGUCUAUGGCGUCGUAGUUGUGUGUAAGGGUUGCUGAGACGAGGCGGGGCGGCUGAAUGAUGUAGCAUAUGGCCGAGGGAGAGGGGGCAGUAGUGGGGUCAACUGAGCAUACGUGACCCUUCCCUUGACUGACACACGCUGUUCUGUUUCUGUCGGUACCAGGGCAGCCAAUGGUCUUGCUCAGGUCAGGCGCACAAGGGUCGCCGAUCGUCGCACACUCAAUGAUCUGUGUCGACAGGUCGAAUGACGUCCCCGGGUUGCAAAACGAGAAACCAGCAGGGGGCGUCACCGGAACACUCUGACAGAGGGAUGCAGUGAUGUUGGUGACCACGCUGCUGCACACCGAUGGCCCCUGUUGGUAUCUUGGUGUCACGGGGGAGCCGUCAGCUGCCACGGGGAUAAGUGGGGCGGUGCACGUGAAGCUUGGCUCGACCUCACGGCAGUCGUUGGGGCAGCCGUCGUCGGCAACCAAGUUGCCUGCAUGCGCAGACGGAAGGAGAGACUGGGGCGUGAGGCUAGAGACACCGUCGUGUGUCGAUACCGUCAUCACAGGCUUCAGCAGGUGAGAUGUUGCCGUCACCACAUUGAGGCACCUGGCAAGCAAACAUAUCCACCAGGACACUAGCUAGGCAAGGGGGGAGAGCCAGUGUAUGUGUGGAAUGAGAUUGGCUCACACAUUCGGCGACGAUGCCAGUGGUGUCCAUCCGCACACGACAUGUCUCUUCAAUCAGACAACUUCCGCCACAAUUGUCUACCGCUGAUAGAUCGACAACACAUACGUGGAGAGUACAGCACAUAUUAUGUGUCCACAAGUCGCCCUUCCACUUACCAGGAACGACCCGCACAGACCGCUCCGACGGGUCUGCAGCCUGCUGCAGAGCUAUCCCCCUGAUCGCAUCCCGCCCAUUUGCCUCUAUCUCGGCCGCCAGCGAGUCGCACUCACCCGUCUCCCUCUUCGCCGCAAAGCAGUGCCACAUCUCCACCACAAAUGCAUCUUCCUCACCAGGCGGGAUGGGGAGAGUAAAGGACUGGCCGACCUGCACCAGGGCAAAACCUGGAGCGGACUGCGAAGUGUUUGGUGUGGGGUAGAGGUCGCUGUCGCCCGGCGGCGGGGGGAUGGUGUUUGAGACGGAAUUGAUCUUGUCCCAGAUGAGUAGGAUGCGAUCGUUGAGGGGGUCGACGUCGGGGCCGGUGGCACUGGGCGUAAUGGUGGUGUUUGGGCCGCUGGUGACAGUCACUGGCGUUUGGGAUACUGACCUGCCAAGGUCUGCAGCCCAAACAGAUCAACACAGAGAGAGAAUGCCACCAUUUCUCAUAUAUCGGAUCGUGUGUCUGUCUUGCUUACUCACAGUGGUAGAAGUAGAAGGGCUCCACUGUGGCGUUGUUGGCAUUGCCGUACUGAUCAGCUCCCAGACUGCCGUUCACGCUCACCUCCACCCGCCCCAGCACUGUCGCCUCCACCUCAAAACACGACUCAGAUAUGCUGCUGGACAAUGAAGGUAUCGGCUGCUGGGUCAUGUUGCCGCAGAAGGCAAGAUCAGAGCUGACGAGGGUACCAUUGGAGACAGAAACGACCGAGGACAGUGUGUGAGGGGUGAGGAUAACAGGAUGGGUGAAAGUCGCCCUGAUGGUGAGACGUGGGCUGGUAGAAAGCUCUCGAAUCGCAAUGUAAGCCUCAGACUCGAUCCCAUUAAGAGAGAUGGUCGGGCAGAUUGUAUCUGACGGAAACAGAGGAAAGUCAGGAUUGCUGCCAUUCAGCAGCCAACCUUCGGCUCACUGAUGACAAACUGGUGAGUUGACGCUUCAUUGGGAGACAUAGUAUCCUUGGCGGCAACAAUGCCCACCGGCACAUUCACAUCAACCAGCUGGUCGACCCCCGCCGCAGGAUAAAGCGUCAGCGUGUACAUGGCUGGGGGAUUGGGCGGGUCGGGCGGAUCCAGCAGUGAAAAGCGAAGCUCAGCGGGCUGGGCCUCGGGGAAGGGCGACACGGUUAUGUUCGCCAAAGUGAGAGUGGGGUAGGUGUCGAGUGGGAUGGUGAAGUUGAGGCGGAGGACAGUGCCGUUGGCGGGGCACUGCGACGGCGCGUCGUAAGAUAUGAAGCGAUCUGCACGGAAGAGCAACAGAUGCAUAUAUGGACGGCCAUGGGACAUUUGAAAUUCUUGCUGCCUCACGUACCAAAGACAGCUCGUGGCGUUUGCGCUGCGUGACAAAGAGGACAAACAAACUCAUUGCACCUGUGUCUGUGUCUGUGUCUCUCCACCUAUUUUUCUUACCCCAGAACCACUGCAGCUGCACCCCCGUCAGCCCCGGCCCGACCCAGUUGCCAUUCCCAUCCGCAUCAGCAGCUAUCGUCCCCACUACAGUCAGCGUAAUCAUCCCAUACGCCAAACUCAGCUCAGUCUGAUUCACCACAAUACAGUAAGUCGACUGCCAAGGGACGGCGGCCCCUCCACUGCAGCUGACGAGGCUGUAGUUGGCUGCUGGCAGGUGUCUGGUCGCACCCGUGCGGUCCGUCAGAUUAACUCGGGGCACUGGGUGGGUUAUCUGCUCUACUGAUGGGUCGACGGGCUCGGUGAAGGUGACGCGGAUAGUGACUGUGUGGGCUGUGGUGGUCUCUGUUGAUGGAUUCCACUCGGCAUGCGGAUCCACGGCCAAAGUCAGAUUCGGACACUUCGCAUCUGAACCGCCAAAGGGCACACACGCGAUGAUAAUGCAGAUACCCAACAGGAAUAGGAAAUAUCAAGCUUACUGAAGGGAAAGGGGCCCCAAGACCUCGCAGGCAUCGGCGCCGUCGUGGCAGCACUCGCCGCAUUGCCCGCCGCCACAUUCACAGUCAGAGUGUCCACCACCCCAUCAGAAGGCCGAUACAGCAGCGUAUAGUUUGCAAAAGCGAAGAAUCUCGCGUGGAAGUCCCCCGUCCCCCCGAACACCAGCACAUCCCCGCUGGCUCGCCCCGAUGAGAACUGCAGGUCGAGGUCGGCGAUGGUGAAGUCAGUCACAAACUCGGGCCAAUCGAGUAAAAUCGACAGUGGCCCGGGGCAGGUGCUCCACAGCCACGGAUUUGCACCAUGAGAGCCAGCUGCAGCAGCACAGAGAGGACCACAGACAGGUCACAAAUGAGGACAAUGCAUCCUUGACUGCCUUGCGUACUCGGGCCCGAGAAAAGGGUGACGAAAAGGAAAGCAUUCACUACGGCUGCAGCUCACACAGCAAACGAGGGUGCCUUGCAUGGUCCUCUGGUGCGCAGUGCACUGCGGCGAAGUCCCGCGCUUUACCUUUCGUUCUGCUCAUGCAUGCCAUCUCUACUUCUCGACUCCAGUCGCCUCAAACUCGGUUGCUACAGUGCAAAGGUGCAGGCUACAUGCUCCCCGUAAUGUGCAAGCACGAAUUGGC
This is a messenger RNA of Vitrella brassicaformis, 12947 nucleotides long. The record is from the annotation of a GenBank genome assembly. NCBI's taxonomy places the organism in Eukaryota, Vitrellaceae.